This is a messenger RNA of Astyanax mexicanus (Mexican tetra), 3070 nucleotides long. It is a transcript of the gene susd1, whose product is annotated as sushi domain containing 1. The coding region runs from base 242 to 2974 and encodes 910 amino acids. The record is from RefSeq and is a predicted model, not a curated record. Gene Ontology annotation, molecular function: calcium ion binding. Lineage: Eukaryota; Metazoa; Chordata; Actinopteri; Characiformes; Acestrorhamphidae. The transcript has 20 exons.
ACCCAGUCAGGCCCUAUAGGACACUCACACACACUCACACACACUUGUACACUCUCACACACACCCGUUAGUUUAUUUCUGCGUGCUGUAGUCAGAACCACCGGCUUAUUGUUGGAGUUUGGAGAUUGUGUUGAGGAUGAGGCCAGAUGGGAGAGUAUUUUGAGGAUUAUGGGAAUUCUGUCUGCUGAGGAGUGAUCAUAUAAAGAGGCCUGCAGGAAGAGGAGGAUGAAGGAGCGUGUGAAUGAGGGAUGAGAAGAGAGCAGCAGCAGCGAUGAAGAGAACAGCAGCUUUUACACUCUGCUUUAUUACAGCUACAUUUACCCUGAUUACAGUUGGUGCUGAGGUGGAUGUGUGCGCCUCCUGUCAUGCUAACGCUACCUGUGAGGAUAAGACGGACGGGUCUGGAGGGAAAGUGUGUAACUGUAUGUACGGUUUCGUUGGAAACGGGAGGACUCACUGCCAAGAUAAAGACGAGUGUCAGCUGGGUAAGAUCUGUGGAGAUCACACCCUCUGUCACAACACGUACGGCAGCUACUACUGCACCUGCCUUCAGGGAUACCGACCCUCCAACAACAUGGGCGUCUUCAUCCCCAACGACGGCACCUACUGCCACGAUGUGGAUGAGUGUGUGGUGGAGGGUGUGUGUGGAGAGGGUGGUGAGUGUGUGAACAGUGUAGGGGAUUUCUCCUGCUCCUGCCAAACCGGAUACAGAGUUCAGAACGGAUCAGAUCCGUUCCAGCCGCACAGAGACCACGCCUACUGCCAAAUGGUAGACUGUGGUCCUCCCCCCUCCGUUCCUCAUGCGGUGCGGCGCUCCCCGGUUCUGACCCGGUUCAGCAGUGUGGUGCGGUUCGGAUGUGUGGACGGGUUCGUUUGGAGGGGGGGAGGGAACACCUCCAUCUGCACGGCUGACGGACACUGGAGCGGUCCCAGCAUGCACUGCGAAGAGGUGAACUGUGGUGAGCCCCCCUCGCUCCCCCACUCAGAGCGUGUGUGGGGGGGUGGGUCCGGCCUGGGCUCGCUGGUGCUGUAUGAGUGUGUCGCUGGGUUUCGUAACGCUGGAACUCAGAGCUCCUCGCUGUGUUCUGCUCUCGGAAGCUGGAGUCGCCCUGACUUCCUGUGUAGAGAGAUAGAGUGCAGCUCCCCCCCUCCUCUCCCUCAUUCUGUAGUAUUAUGGGAUGGCAGCAGUAAGGUGGGGUCGAAAGUUGUGUAUGAGUGUGAAGCUGGAUAUCGCACUGUGGGUUCAGGAAAUGUGUCAGAGUGUAACACACACGGACAGUGGACCCAAACACACAUCACAUGUGAAGAGAUCCGGUGUGGGGAGCCCCCUGUAGUGCCCCACAGUGGCCGGAUGUGGGACGGCGGUGUGCGGUUUAACAGUACUGUGGUUUAUGACUGUAAUGAAGGGUAUUAUCCCGCGGUGGGAGGAAAUAUAUCGGUGUGCACUGAGAACGGUUCCUGGAGCAAACCAACUCUAACAUGCAAAGAGGUAGAGUGUGGCAUCCCCCCCUCUUUCCCUCACGCUGUAAUGUUAUGGAAUGGGCUCAGUGAGGUCGGUACUGAAGUGCUUCAUAAGUGUGUUGACGGUUUUUAUAACGUUGGAAAAGAGGAUGUGUCCGUCUGCAGCAGCAGGGGAGAGUGGAGCCGGCCUCACUUCCUGUGUCGAGAGGUAGACUGUGGUGCCCCGGCCCCUCUUCCCAACACGGUUCUGUCCUGGGAAGGCAGCUCAGGUCUGGGUUCUGUGGCUGUGUAUGAGUGUGAGGACGGAUAUCGAGGUGUGAGUGCGGCGAGUGUGUCUGUGUGCGGCUCCAACAGCCGGUGGAGUCCAGUACCCCUGUACUGCAAAGAGAUCCGCUGUGGUCGCCCCCCCCUGCUCCCCCCAGCUCUGCUCAGCUGGGACGGUUCCUCUGUCCCGGGCAGCGUGGCCCUCUACUCCUGCCCUCAGGGGCUCCAGCUGGAGGGACACCAAACACACUCCACCUGCACCAACCAGGGGACAUGGGAGAGGGUGUCCUUCUCAUGUAGAGCGUACUGUGGACCCACUCCACUGAUACCCCACUCAGAGGUGCUGUGGGAGAACAGCACUGUGGUUGUCCAUCGCUGUGUUAAAGGAUUCUACAGACUCACAGGAAGUCACUUCUCAGUGUGUGGGCUCUCAGGGAGGUGGCAGGUAGCAACUCUACGUUGCAGAGAGGUGCGGUUCGGUGUGAGGGGUUUGGCAGUGUUUAAGGAAAGGUGCCUGCAAUGGAGAUCAGAAUCAGAAACAGAAGACUACAAAGAGCAUUACAGCGUGAUGUUAAUCGGACAGAGGGAGUUUGACUGCUCGUUUAGUGACCGGCGGAGGAAGCUGAUCAGUUCUGCAGCUCCUAAACCCGUCCUGUGUUUAAACCUUCAGCCGGCCACCAACUACACCAUCACUGUUACUGCCCAGUCUACUGGAGACAUGUCCACUGUUACUACCAACACCAGCCUACCCGCCCCUCCCACACCUGAGGUCAGGUACGUUGAGGUGGACUCUCUGGCUCCAACACUCUCACUACGCAGAUUCACCAGCACACUCGACCCAAUAUGUGUGUAUCAGGUGAUGGUGAUACCAGUGGAUGAUGUGCUGGUGUUUGACUGUGGCUCGUCUGUGGUGGUCUGGCGGGGAUGUGGGGGUCAGUACGUGGCGGCUGAGCUGGGGCUGAGGGGUCUGGGGAGGGACGUGAACUUCACCCUGGGGGACGGAGUGCUUUACGGACAGUUCUACAACGCUCCACUGGAGCCCGGAAGAGACUACUACAUCAUACUGCGCACCGUCUGCCAGUGGAGACAGGCUAGAAAGCAGUCCUGUGUGUUCUGGGCCAAAGCCAGAGGAACAUCCUACGCCACCACCAUGUCUGCUCUCCUAACCUUCGGCUCCAUCGGGGCGCUGGGCAUGGUGGGCACCCUGGGCUACUGCUGCAGCUGGUUCUGGAAGGUAGCCACCCUUUGAUGGAAAAUGAAAGAUUUUAUUUAUAUAGAAAUGCAAUAUAAAUAACGUUUUUUUGCUUGUAAUAAAAUAAACUGAUUUGUAAAAAGAAAAGAAAAG